Molecule: messenger RNA, 1941 nt
Organism: Acanthochromis polyacanthus (spiny chromis)
Lineage: Eukaryota; Metazoa; Chordata; Actinopteri; Pomacentridae
Gene: ldhd
Product: lactate dehydrogenase D
Exons: 11
Coding region: 95-1573 (492 amino acids)
Biological process (GO): lactate catabolic process
Cellular component (GO): mitochondrion
Molecular function (GO): D-lactate dehydrogenase (cytochrome) activity; D-lactate dehydrogenase (NAD+) activity; FAD binding
Source: RefSeq, a predicted model, not a curated record
GCCAGCUUUCCUCUCCCCGGUCGGUCGGAGGAUCGGUGACCGCAGACAGCAGCUCCGUGUCGGUGUGGAUCUGUUCGGCUGCAGGUGAACCGUCAUGUUGUCCGGCUGCUCAGCGGGCCUCCGGCUGCUGGUUCCCCGCUGCUGCGUCCUGCUGUCCCGCAGUGUGACCUCAGGAAGCCCCGGCAGGGCGGCUGCUGUGGACGGCGUUCUCUCUGCGUUCAGGUCGAUUUGUGGCGACGACGGCGUCUCGCUGGGAGAAGCUGUCAGAGAACAACACGGCAAAGACGAAUCUUUUCACAGAUGUCGUCCUCCAGAUGUGGUGGUGUUUCCUCGCUGUGUGGAGGAGGUCAGCGCUCUGGCAAAGCUCUGCCACCGACACCGGUUACCCAUCAUCCCCUUUGGCACCGGGACCGGUUUGGAGGGAGGAGUCGGUGCUGUGAAGGGUGGAGUCUGCUUCAGUUUGAGGAACAUGGACCAGAUCCUGGAUCUCCAUCCGGAGGACUUUGAUGUGACGGUAGAACCUGGUGUGACCCGUAAAGCCCUGAACUCCUACCUGAGAGAAACUGGACUCUGGUUCCCUGUAGAUCCAGGAGCUGAUGCGUCUCUCUGCGGUAUGGCCGCCACCAGUGCUUCUGGAACCAACGCUGUUCGUUACGGAACCAUGAGGGAGAACGUGAUGAACCUGGAGGUGGUUCUGGCUGAUGGAAGCAUCAUUCACACGGCUGGGAAGAACCGACGUCCUCGGAAAACGGCCGCCGGCUACAACCUGACCAACCUGUUUGUGGGCUCUGAGGGGACUUUAGGGCUCAUCACUAAAACCACGUUACGUCUGUACGGCGUUCCAGAGGAAAUGGUGUCGGCUGUCUGCUCCUUCAGCUCCGUCCAGGCCGCCGUCGACAGCACGGUGCAGAUCCUGCAGGCCGGAGUCCCCAUCGCUCGCAUCGAGUUCCUGGAUGAGGUGAUGAUCGACGCCUGCAACAGGUUCAGCUCUUUGUCGUAUCCCGUCAGUCCCACUCUGUUUCUGGAGUUUCACGGUUCUGAGCGAAGUCUGGAGGAACAAGUCAACACAACAGAGGGCAUCACUCAGAGUAACGGAGGUUCAGACUUCCAAUGGGCUCGAGAUGUUGAAACCAGGAACAGACUGUGGAAAGCUCGACAUGACGCCUGGUACGCUGCUCAGGCUAUGAGGCCAGGAUGUAAGGCCUAUGCUACAGAUGUGUGUGUUCCUUUGUCUCGGCUGCCUCAGAUUAUUGUGGAGACGAAGGAGGACCUGAUUGAAAGCAGGCUAACAGGUCACAUCGUUGGUCAUGUUGGAGACGGUAACUUCCACUGUCUGAUGGUGAUGGAUCCCAGCGACCAGGAUGAGCUGCACAGAGUUCACCUUUUCACCGAGAGACUGGCCAGACGAGCUCUGGCCAUGGAUGGAACCUGUACAGGAGAACAUGGAGUCGGUUUAGGAAAGAGGUCGCUGCUCUGUGAGGAGGUGGGCCCUUCAGCGAUCCAGGUCAUGCAGAGCUUAAAGGACGCCAUCGACCCCAAGAACCUGAUGAAUCCUGGGAAAAUCCUGGUGUAGGAGGCCUGUGGACAGUGAUUCUGUCUGAGGGGUUAAAGCUGGAACUGAGAUAAAAACAUUCAAGGGUGACAAAUCAUCUUAUAUCAAAAAACUUGUCAUUAAAAGUAGCUAAUUUUGAAGGUGAAUUAUAGAUUCUUUAAGAGAAAAAUGAAGGGAUGCAAACUUCACAGCAGAAUCAUGUCAGGUUGGGUAAAUGUUCAACUCUUACUUUGAUCUUGAUGCAUUUAUAAACUGAUUAUUCUGUAACUGUCAUAAAAUUAUAAAACCUACAUGAUGCAUUUAAAGAAAAGCCUGAUGUUAGUCAGUAUUUGAAACUUAUAAGGAAACAUGUUCAUAGCUAAUGUUUGUAUUAAAUAUUUUUAAUAUUG